AUGGUGUCACAUCUUGCCGCUUCAUUGCUGUCGAGAUACUUGGGUGAAUAUUUAGACGAUCUAACAAAGGAUAAUGUCAAACUCAGUCUAUUAUCAGGUGAUGCAGUGAUCCAUGAUGUCAAGAUCAAACAGACUGCAUUACAAAAGCUAUUCCCAAGUAUAAUAGUCAAACAGGCUGUUGUACGCAAGCUAUCAUUACACAUACCUUGGAAUCAACUCAAGAACAAACCUGCUAUUAUAUCAUUGGAUGGAAUAUAUGUACUGGCUGAACCAUGUAAAGACUUUGAUGCACAGUACUAUCGCAAGAAGUUCCAGGAUGAGAAGGAACAGAAGUUACUGUUACAAGAGAUGUUGAGAGAGAAGUUGAUGAACUCUGCAAUGACAUCUUCAUCCAACACAGGUACAUCAUCAACAUCUACAACAUCAACCUCAACCAGUGACGACUCAUCAUUCAGUGGUCGAUUGUUGGCCACAGUAGUCGACAACCUACAACUCUUUAUCAACUCCCUACACAUCAGGUUUGAAGAUAGACUUGAAGAUAGUUCAUUCGCAGUGGGCAUCAUGAUGAGAAGACUUGGAGCAGAGUCAACCGAUGACAACUGGACACCAUCUUUCUUGAAGAAUGAAAGCUCAAUCAUUCAUAAGAUCAUUAAUCUACAAGAUCUAUCGAUAUACUGGAACUCAAACUCUCCUAAACUUCAAUAUACAUCACUGGACGAUCUCUCCAAUCAACUAAAGUCAAUGAUACCUGUGGACGCCUCAUCAUCUCAAUCAAUCGAUCAAUCACCAUCCGUUGCCGCGUUGGACACCAAUCAAUACAUCCUACCAAACCUUUCACUAUGUCUAAAGGCAGCGAUCAACAAGAGUGGCCUGCCGCAGCCCGAACAGACUGCGCGACUCUCUGUCCAGCUCGACCUGCGCGACGCACAGGUCACGCUAUCCGACUCGCAAUACCAGGACAUCACCAACAUCAUGGAGAGCUUCUCGCUGUUCAAGAAGAGCAUAGAGUUCCGCGCCAACCGACCUGACGAGGCCGUGUUGGAGGCCCCCCGCCAAUGGUGGACCUACGCCAUUCACUCGGUCGUGGGCAAGAUCCAUGAGAGUCGGUACCGCAAGUCUUGGGACUACUUAUUCGAAUUCCUGCACGACAAGAAGGAGUAUAUCAAGCUGUUCAAACGACAUAAGCGCAAGACAUUGCACACGACUGAGAAGAGCAGGAUGAACGCGCUCGAGUGGAAGCUGUCCCACGAGCACAUCGUCAUGUUCCGCAGUCUUGCCUACAAGAUGAUGGAGAAGGAGGAUAGUCUGGAGCGAGAGCAAAAGAAGAAGAAAGAGGAGGCGUUGAGACAACAGCAGUUACAGCAGCAACAGCAACUUCAGCAACAGGGUGGCGCGACGUCGCCCACUGUCGCGGCAGCGACUGGCGGAGGCUGGUUCUCAUCAUGGUGGCGACCAUCCCCAACUCUACAAUCACAGACGACCGCGCAGUCCAAGGAUGAGCUGGGCAACAUAAAGGACGUGGUGAAGCUGACACCAGACGAAUGGAACGAGAUCUACGACACGAUUGGAUUCGAUCAAUCAAUGAACCGUGACGCCAACUCGGCUGCGGCGAUGCGAUCAUCUACAGCGGCCACCUCAAACAAUCUCCAGGCUCUGAUUGUACUGCGUCUAUCCAAGGUGUCGAUGCACUUGGAGCGCAGGAAGAAGGAACUGGCCAUCCUACAGCUGAACAACCUGCAGCUGACGCUCAAGUCCAAGGAGGACUCCUAUCACUUUGAUGGACAACUCGAUAACCUGGAGCUGAUCGAUCACUCCACCGACAACACACACUUCCCCAAGUUGAUAUACUCUCAGAGCACCAGAAGGUCACGUGCACCUCAUCAACAACAACCACAAUCACAAUCAUUAUCAAAGAAGCAACAUCAAUCACUCUUCAAGAUACAGUUCGAGAGUCUGCCACCUGGGAGUGAGGUUGAUUGCAGGGUGGCGAUACAGUCCAAGCCACUCACUAUUGUAUAUUAUCCAUUGUUUGUUAGCAAGAUCGUCGAGUUCUUCCGCGCAAACAGUACUUCCGCCGACGUGUUUGAGGACAUUGGCAAGAUGGCACAGGACACCAUCCAGAACAUCAAGACACAGACCAAGCAGACAUUGCUGCUGGCCAUCUCACACAAGACCACACUGUCCCUGACGAUGGAUCUCGAGGCCCCCAUCAUCCUCAUCCCCGACGACAUUCACAACAAUGAUCGAGCCAACACACUCAUACUUGAUCUUGGUCAUCUUUCAAUCAAUCACACGCCACGAUCAAAGAACACACUGACUUCACAAGAUCCAAACAACAACAACAACAACAACAACGACCCCAAGAACAAUGACAACAAGAGCGAAGACGAUUGGCUCGUGGACUUGUACGACGAGUACAACUUCAAGCUGCGACACAUUCAGGUGCUGCUGGCCGGACAACAACAGGACUGGACCGACCUGAAGCAGGUGACCAGAUAUCGCAUGAACAUCGCCAACCCGUUCAACGCCAGCUUUAUGAUGAAGCUGAGCAAACUGCGCAAUCAGAUGCUCACAUCUCUAAAGCUGGACGCCAGCGUGGACCUGGUAGAGUUCUAUCUAUCCUCACAACAAUACGUCAACUUUGUCAACGUGAUCCAGGCCAUCACUAUGGGCCAGGCAGCAUCGACGCCCGCUGGUGCGCCAGUCGCCGUCGCAGCCAGCGGAGGUGAGCCCAUCGAGAUGAUAAUGGGCGACCCCGCACACAUCGCGCACUGCAAUCUACUCGAGGCCCGCUUCUCAGUCGACUGUUUCAAUGUCCAUCUGCGAAUGGAGAACGAGCAGCAGGCUCAGAACCUGGCCCUGGUAUACCUGCGGCGUAUCGAAGGUGUGUUCAACCAACGCUACUACGACAACUACAUGGCGCUCAGUGUCAAGGGUCUUUGGGUGGAGGACUGCUUCCAGAAGCCACCUGGUAAUGGCAACUACCUGGCCUUCACCAAUGCCAAGGUCACACUGGACACAAUCGCCAAGGCACCGGUCCACACACUCAACCCGGUCAACUUCACGCUCGUACAGAUCUCACCCGAGUCACCCUUCUACAAGAAGGUGGACAAUGACUCCAAGAUCGAGUUCUCGCAACUCAAUCUAAUACUCAACAAGAAGACUGUGGCUGGUGUGAUUGAGUUCUCCAACUCUGUACAGAACCUCACGAUUGAGAAGUUGGCUGAGAAGGGAGGUGCUGGUGCUGGUGCUGCAGACGACCAGCAAGGCAGCCCUUCCAAGAAGGCUGAGCAGGAGCAUGUCUUCUUGACAGAGGCGAUGAUGCAACCAUCAUGGCGAAGCACAACACCAUGCACCAAUCAAGUGAUCAACAACAGGUUCGAGGUGAAGGUAACCUUUGUGCGACUGUUGCUGACGUCAGAGGCCAACACACCUUUGAUGAAGGCAUCCAUCGUCGACUUCCAAUGCACGACAGACAUCAACGCCUAUCAUUCAAUCACCAAUGGCAAAGUCGGCCAGCUAAAGGUAUACGACAUGACAUUGGAAGGCAGGAACUACCGAACAAUCUUCACGACCAAGGAGCGAAAGACUGGCAACAAUGCUGACUCAUCCAUGUCCUCAGCGGGCGGUCUAAGCAUCGAGUCUGAGGACACCUUUGUCAUCGCGGACUCCCCGUCACUCUCGUCGUCAUUUGGCAUGCGCUCAUCACUCCUCCAAUCAUCGUCCACAUCACUGAUGGAGCAUCCCGAGUCGAUGAAUGCACUUGUUCACUUCCAGUUUGAGUCGCGCAAGAACGUCCACUUCCUGCGCUGCAGUCUGAGCAGCAUCCGCUUCGUAUUCCUUCAUCGCUUCAUCGACGAGAUUCAGAACUUCCUUAACAGUGUCAACACAAUGCGUGACUACCUCAAGCGAUCGAUCAGCUCUGCGGCCACUGUAAUCUAUCAAGCACGUACCACCUUUCUCUACGAGAUUGAGGUGGAUAACCCCUAUGUCAUCGUGCCCAUCUCGUCACUCUCGCAUCAGGUCUUCAUCGUAGACCUGGGCAAGAUCAUCAUAUCCAACAGGUUUGACUAUGGCCAAGUCAAUGGCAGCGACAUGGAAGCCAUGGUACUCAGCAGCGAGCGUGAGCGUGAGUUGGAGGAAGGCAUCGGUGGUGAUGAGUGCGAAGCUUCGUCUUCAACAAUGAAAAAGGAACACUUCAUCACUAUGAACAUCUUUGUCGAAGCCAACAACAUCAAACUGCUCUCAGGUCUCAACACAAAGAUGUCCAAGUCAGCCAAGGGAACAAUGUCGCGCACUUUUGGAACAUUGGUCAAGGAUGUGAACCUCAAUCUUCACUUGGCCACACCGAUGCUGCUGAACCCCGCAGCCAGCCGCACCUGCACACUCCCACCUUGGCAGCGAACGUGCGACAUCUCCCAAUUCCAAUUGGACAUUAGUGAGUACGAGUCAAAAUGUCUCAUUCUCCUGCUCGAUGGCAACCUCUCAGAGUUCUCCUCGAGUGUCCGAGGUGACACAUUGGCCGAUGAGGACUUGGACCCGGGCCCGCUGUCGCCAGAGCCCAUGCCAAACCAAGAUGAGGGUGAAGACGUUAACCAAGCCAACUAUAAGGGCAUCACAACAUGCACACUUGGCAAGUUCUCGAUUGGAUUCAUGAAGCGUGAUGGCUCAGCAUCUGACGACCGUCUGGUCCACUUCAUCGCCAACGAGACAAUGAUGACCAUUGUCAAUGAGCCCAUGGAGACCACGGUAACCAUCGAGAUUAUGAGCAUUCAUUUGGAAGACUUCAACAAGGAAACACAUCCUCACUUCAAGUCGCUGCUGUCUCCAUCGCGUGGAAACGCCAGGUCGUCAAAGGGUCUGGAUCAGCAACCACAACUAGUAAUCAGCGGUUCGAUCAAGCCACCCCCAAUCCAACAAUCGGCAUUCCAAGUGACACUCGAGAGUGUGUCGAUGGUCUUUGUCCCGCACUCUUGGCUCGAGAUGCAGAGCUGUCUAUCAAGACUGAUGAGCAUGGGCAUGGAGGCAUGGACGCGAUACUCGACCAAGAUCAUGGGUGCCCCUCCCACUGGCGUCGAGGAGGUCAUCCAGUCCGGCUCGUCAUUGAUCAACGCACAUAUUGGUGAAGCGAUCAUUCUUAUACCGACCAAUCCGCGAGUGUCUGGUGAUGGAGAAAAGGAAUACGCCCUGAUCAUUCGUGCCUCACUCGACAUCCAGAGCACAUCAAAGGGUGCAGCGGGUGUUGAGACGGUGUCCCUGCUUGAGGCUGACAACAUCCAAGUGUACCGAACGAGGAUCAAUCAAGCAGAGAGGUUUGACGACAAGUCUAGCAUCAACAACUUCAACCUCAACAACAAUAACAACAACCACAACAACAAUGGCUCACUUGUUGGAAAGGGCGAGAUCAAGAUCAUUGAGCCCUUCAAAUUCCACCUUCAGACUACACAGACCCUGACCAAUCAAGAGACAAACGUGUCCAUCGACAAGAUCAAUGUGAACUUCUCUUACAAGGACUUCAAGCAACUGAUGGUCAUCUCGAACAACACAAUUCAAUCAUUCCCCGCGGCUGACAGCACAUCUCAACAACCACAGCACAGGUCGACGGCAGACAAUGACGACCAAGACAUCGACCCAGAGGGUAACCAGGACUCACUCAUGGCCCCCAUCAAAGAGGAGGUCAACAAACAGGUGUACAUCUCAUUCACGCUGGACACUGGCACAUUCAUUCUCCACAACGAUCUACAAGAGAAGGAUCGCUUCCCUCUGAUCUCAUUCAAGGUGUCCCGCUUGAAGAACAACAACUUCUCGCGAACUACCAGUAGCCAGAUCGCUCUGACACUCGAGUCCAAUGUUGAAGCCUCCUACUACAAUGUCAACAGUGGUGUGUGGGAGCCUCUGAUCGAGUCAUGGGGCUACACAGUCACUGCAAACAACUCUGCACUGGGUGGAUGGAUAAUGGACGUGGCGUCCAAGCUGCCUCUGCAGGUGAACAUAACCAAGGGCUUCGUGGAUACCUCACUCUCCACGUACCAGAUCCUGGCCGAUGACUUUUACAAAGAGGACCAAGUGGUGCAGCCCAAGACCACCAACCAGAUCCAGCAUGUCAAGUCCAGCUCGCCCACUCUUAUCUCGACGACUACAUCUGCCGUUGCGUCCAAGUCUGGUGCCGUCUCAUCGACUACUGAGGAUGACAACAGCAAGACCUACGCAUACUACAUCAUCAAUCAAACAGGCCAGACCGUUUGGUAUUGGUUCAAAGAUGAGGAGCUGCAAGAGAUACCGAUUGGCAAGGAGAUUCCAUUGGUCCUUCCUCAUCUAGCAUCUCGAUCGCGUGGCACACUUGACGUUGCCGACAGCAAGAUAUCAUUCCAACUGUACGGCAACUUCAAGCCCAUCAACAACCUACCAAUGGACACGAUUGGAACAUACUCCCUGCACCCAAUGCCCGAGUACAGGAGUGCCAAACUUCUCUACGACAUAUCAUAUCGCAAGGGUAGCAAGGUGCUGUCGCUGCACUCAAACAUUGUCAUCAAGAAUCAGACGACAAGUGCCGUGCAGGUGUACAUCAGUGUGGGAGGCAACCGUGAGCUGGACCCUGUCGAGCUCAAGGUCGAUGGCAACGCGAGCGUGCCACUACCCAUUCUGUUCUCGAUGGGUCGCAUCAGAGUCAAGCCCUACAGCAUGAGCCAUGGAUACUCCACGGAACAGAUUGAUUGUCUCAACUUCAUCCAGCUCAUCAAGAACAAGGGCGAGAAGGACAGCAGGGGCAAGAAGACGCCAAGGACACAUCACUCGCGAAUGAUAUGUAGGAACGCGCUGACGCUGCCCUACGUCCUUGUGGCAUCGAUCGAAAAGAACAUCAAGAGCAAGAACCAGAUUGAGAUCACACUGUUACCUCCACUAGUCAUUGAGAAUGUGUUGGCGUGCGACAUCAACUAUCGCAUCUAUCACUCGAAGAACAGACGACUGAUCGGCUCACCCUUCCUCGAGGGCGUCAUUGCAAUGGGCGAGAAGAAGGAGGUGUCCGUGUACGACUCGUCGCACGAUAUCUACAUGGAGAUACAGUUCAACGACCUGAUGUGGUCGCAUCCAUUCCUCAUCGAGACAGUGCAAAGCACGCCCGAGCAAAAGAUGUGUGAGAAGAUCAAGAUGCACGACGCCAACAAGUGUCCCAUCCUCAUUGCAUUCGACAACAGAUUGGAGCCCACGGGCAUGCGCAUCGUUAGCGUGUUCUGCGAGUUCUGGAUGGUCAAUCAAACAGGUCUGCCACUCUUUUACCGCCAUCACAUUGGCGCCCAGACAGUGCAGCCUGCGGGCCAGGAAUCACUUCAUGUGGACGACCGCUUGGCGUACCCACUGCCAGUGGACUCGAACCAGUGGUACCGACCCGACUGGGCCACGCCAUCCAAGCCUUUCAUGUUUGCGUACAGCGACCUCAACAUCGUUGGCGGGCAGUUCGCGCUAAAGAUUGCCAACUCUGAGUGGUCGUUCCCCUUCUCGCUCAACUCGUCCACGUCAAACGAAUCGUCCAUCAUCACGAUCAAGGAGGAGAAGCCCGAGCAGAAGGUCGAGAAGCGUCAGUUCCAGCUGUCCAUCACAUGCCUUCCAUCGAACAGCCGCUUUUGGCGCACUCGCGUCGUCACCUUCUGUCCGCAGUUCGUCAUUGCCAACACCACCUCCAACAAGAUCUACUAUCAACAGUUUGAGUGCUACAAGUAUCUGCAGACGGUGCAGCCCAACCAGUCGCUGCCAUUCCAGUUCCCCUCGGCCAACAAGGAGAAGCUGCUGCGUGUGGGCAUUGCUCAGGCUAAAGAGCCAGGCAUCAUUUGGAGUGGCUUCUUCAACCCGGACGAGCUGACCAACUUCACACUGCGACUGCGCACCGACUCUGACGCGUCGCUCAAUCUCAAGAUCAAGGGCUCCGAGCCCAAGUACACAUCGAGCAGCGCGAUGAAUGAGAUGCACUUCCUUUCGGUGUCCAUCAGGCUCAAGUCAACCAAGUCAAUCACAACCAAGAUGAUCGUGCUCUCUGAGCACAACCCCGAUCUACCUCCCUACCGCAUUGACAAUCGCAGUCGAUUCCCUCUUUGGAUACGCCAGAAGAAGACGCAGAACUGGGAGAAGCUUGGCGCGAACUCGUCCACACCCUACACCUGGGACCAUUUCAUCCUGCCCAAACGUCUUGUCAUUGAAUUCCCUGGCAAUGAGAAGAGGUACUUUGAGCUGCACAACCUGGAAGAGAAGUCGACAGUGACAGUCAAAUCGAGCGCAGCAGCGCAGGCCUUGGCUCAGGGCAACAACAACAACUCAAGUGCCACAAUCCCUGGAGAUGCCAGCAAGAUUGAUUUGGAGGUAUCGAUCAACGCUCAUGGACCAACACGUGUACUUGUGAUCAAGGAGAAGUCUGCGUCCAAGUCAAGCUCAUCGUCCAACAACAACUUGGCACGCAGUGCAGAACGUGAGGCAAUGGCCACGUCUAGUUCGAGCACCAAUGCCUUGGGCAACAGCAUUGGCAAUGAACCAUCCAAUCGAUUCGAGAUCAGACUCACACUGAAGAACAUUGGACUAUCAUUUGUCAAUCAGGUGCCUGAGGAGUUCAUCUACUUCACCUUUGAAGGUCUGCUCAUCGAUCUCAAACAGACCAAAGUGGAUCAGUUCCUCCAGAUUGAGUUGGAGGACCUACAGAUCGAUGAUCAACGCUAUCAAACCAACUAUCCAGUCUUCUUCUGUCGCACUAGGAAGCCAUUCGAUGACGCUGGCAGUAGCGGUAGCAGUAUCAGUACGACCACAACAACGACCACCAGCAACAACAACAACGAACAGAAGAGACUGCCACUGUUCCAGUUCAGUUCGACACGAUCACUCAAGUACCCAAAGAUCCUGUUCUUUAGAUACUUCUCAUUCUUGAUCCAGGAGUUUGAUCUGAACAUUGACGAAUCGACCAUACUCAACAUACUCUCAUUCAUCAAUGUCAACUUGAACUCGCUCAAUGAACACUUUAGCCAGCACCCGACCAUCACCACCGAGGAGAUCCUGCAGGUCGAGAGCUCAAAGCUCGAGGACAUGAUCUACUUUGAGCUGCUGCACAUCAACCCGCUCAAGAUGAACCUGUCGUUCACCAGCUGCAAGCUUCCCAAAGAGAUCUCGUCUGUGCUUGGCGCGCGCUCGCUCUCCGAGCUGAUACUCGGCAUCAAGUCCUCCUCGCCCUUCCUCAAUGUGGAUCGUGCGCCAAUGCACUUCAACGGAUUCAUCUGGGAGCAUCCCUUCCUCUCUGUCAAGCAGGUAACCGACGAGAUGAUGGCCAUCUUCCAAUACCAGUUCAUGGGCCAGGUGCACAAGAUCUUUGGCUCGUUCGACUUUAUUGGCAAUCCGAUCAGACUGGCAGAGUCGCUGGGCAGUGGCUUCAAGGACUUCUUCCACGAACCUGCGCUCGGCCUUGUCAAGGGACCUCAAGAGUUUGCACUUGGCCUGUCCAAGGGCACGUCAAGCCUUAUCAACAACAGUGUGUUUGGUUUCUGCGAGAGCGCGUCCAAGAUCACGGGAACGAUUAGCAAGGGAUUGGUACAGUUGUCACUGGACGACUCGUACAUCAAGGAUCGCGUUGAGAGCAGCAAGCAGAAGCCCAGCGGUCUGAAGCAGGGAUUUGAGUUUGGAAUCCGCGACCUGGGCGAAGGCUUCAUCAAAGGAAUCACAGGCAUCAUCGAUGAGCCGAUCAAGGGUGCCACACAGGAGAAGAGCUUCGAGGGCUUCCUCAAGGGCGUCGGAAAGGGAGUGCUCGGCGUGGCCGUCAAGCCUACCGUCGGCCUGUUUGAGUUUGCCACGCGAACCUCUGAGGGCAUGAAGAACGCCACGACCAUCGCCAAAUCAAUCAUGCUCAUCCGACGUCGACGUCUACCGCGCUUCUUCCCAAAGGAUGGCACACUCCAGAACUACAACGCAUUCAGAUCGCAUGGCGCCUACCUGCUGUACUCAAAGGUUGGCUCGCCACCCGUCAACAGCUUCUACGUCUUCCAUUGGGUGCUGAGCAAGGACCACAUCCUGGUGACGUCCACGCAUCAGCUAUUGUUCCUGAUCAACUCGGCGCUGCUGUCCAUCCUUCCUUCGUCAUCUUCGUCGACGAUCGAGUACGAGGUUGGCUGGCAGGUCAAGAUCUCAGAGAUACAGCAGUUCCAGAAGCACACCAACUCUUUGACCAUUGUCCAUCGUCCGGCUGGAUCAUCGUCCGAUCUAUCGCCCAAGAGUGUUACGGUGCAGACGCCAAGCGAAGAAGUGAAGCUAUCCAUAAUCAAGAAGGUUGCCGACCUAAUCUCAUUCCACAAGAGGUUUGGACAGGAAUAA
This is a messenger RNA of Acytostelium subglobosum LB1, 10338 nucleotides long. RefSeq lists its product as hypothetical. Gene Ontology annotation, cellular component: extrinsic component of membrane. Gene Ontology annotation, biological process: protein retention in Golgi apparatus; protein targeting to vacuole. NCBI's taxonomy places the organism in Eukaryota, Evosea, Eumycetozoa, Acytosteliales, Acytosteliaceae. The transcript is spliced from 3 exons. The record is from RefSeq and is a predicted model, not a curated record. Bases 1 to 10338 code for a protein of 3445 amino acids.